Messenger RNA from Corylus avellana, 1100 nucleotides. Its product is annotated as peroxidase 5-like. Gene Ontology annotation, molecular function: peroxidase activity; heme binding. NCBI's taxonomy places the organism in Eukaryota, Viridiplantae, Streptophyta, Magnoliopsida, Fagales, Betulaceae. The record is from RefSeq and is a predicted model, not a curated record. Gene Ontology annotation, biological process: response to oxidative stress; hydrogen peroxide catabolic process.
AUGGGUGCAUGGAAGCUGAGUUGUUUGCCUGUAAUUUUGGUUGUGAUUUUCUUAGGUCGAAAUGUGCAUUCUAAUCUUCAAUUUGGGUUUUAUACAAGUUCAUGUAGUUUGGCUGAAUUCAUUGUCAAAGAUGUAGUCAAGGAAGCCUUCAUUAAGGAUAACGGAGUGGUUGCUGAUCUAGUGAGAAUGCAUUUUCAUGACUGCUUUGUUAGAGGAUGUGAUGGAUCUGUGCUCAUUGAUUCCAUUCCAUCAAACACAGCAGAGAAGGAUUCUCCUCCAAAUAACCCCAGUCUACAGGGGUUUGAUGUCAUUGAUAAUGCCAAGGCUAAACUUGAAGCCGUUUGUAAGGGUGUCGUUUCUUGUGCUGACAUAGUCGCAUUUGCAGCAAGGGAUAGCAUAGAGAUGACAGGAGGCCUCGGCUAUGAUGUUCCUGCUGGAAGAAGAGAUGGCAGAGUUUCUCUAGCUUCAGAGGCAUUGACAAAUUUGCCUCCCCCCACAUUCAAUGUCGACCAACUCACUCGACGCUUUGCAGAAAAGGGUCUCACACAGGAAGAAAUGGUUACACUUUCCGGAGCGCACACCAUUGGCAACGCUCAUUGCAAUUCGUUCAGCAACAGAUUGUAUAAUUUCAAUGGAAUGACAAGUCAGGACCCAAGCUUAGAUCCCGUGUAUGCGGCUCGGUUGAAGCAGCAGUGUCCACAAGGCAGCACAGAUCCUAACACGGUGGUUCCGAUGAACCCCGAAAGCCCCGGCGUCACCGAUAUAAGCUACUAUGAUGACGUCUUAGCUAACCGGGGGCUGUUCACAUCAGACCAAACACUCCUGACGAACUCAGCAACAGCAAACCAAGUGAAUCAAAAUGCAAAGAACAAUCCCUAUGUUUGGAAGAGGAAAUUUGCUGCAGCAAUGGUGAAGAUGGGUCAGAUUGGGGUCUAAAAAGGUAAUGCUGGUGAGAUACGAACGAAUUGCAGGGUGAUUAAUUAACAGCUAGAAUUCUAUUAAAGGGAAGCUUCAUCCUCAUGGAUUAAUAACAACUUCAUGCUAAAAGCUAUAUAUGCGCUUAUUAAUAUUGUGCUUUUAUUUCUUCAAGUAAUUACAGA